GGCAUUUGAGAACAACCUUUUUCGUGCUCCAAUUUAUCUGCAUAAGAUGCCAGAGUCUGACUUCCUGAUCAUUCGAACAAGGCAGGGUUACUAUAUUCGAGAAUUAGUGGAUAUUUUUGUUGUGGGACAACAGUGUCCCUUGUUUGAAGUUCCUGGUCCUAACUCCAAAAGGGCUAAUACACACAUCCGAGACUUUCUGCAGGUUUUUAUUUACCGGCUCUUUUGGAAGAGUAAAGAUAGGCCACGGCGGAUACGGAUGGAAGAUAUAAAGAAAGCCUUUCCUUCACAUUCUGAAAGUAGCAUCCGGAAGAGGCUAAAGCUCUGUGCCGACUUCAAACGUACAGGGAUGGAUUCAAACUGGUGGGUGCUGAAGUCUGAUUUUCGUUUACCAACGGAAGAGGAGAUCAGAGCUAUGGUAUCUCCAGAACAGUGCUGUGCUUAUUACAGCAUGAUAGCUGCAGAACAGAGACUAAAGGAUGCUGGCUAUGGAGAGAAGUCCUUUUUUGCUCCUGAGGAAGAAAAUGAAGAAGAUUUCCAGAUGAAGAUUGAUGAUGAAGUUCGUACUGCUCCUUGGAAUACUACAAGGGCUUUCAUUGCUGCCAUGAAGGGCAAAUGUCUCCUGGAGGUGACUGGAGUAGCAGAUCCUACAGGCUGUGGUGAAGGGUUCUCCUAUGUAAAGAUUCCAAACAAACCGACACAGCAGAAGGAUGAUAAGGAGCCUCAGCCAGUGAAAAAGACAGUCACAGGAACAGAUGCAGACCUUCGUCGCCUGUCUCUGAAAAAUGCCAAGCAACUUCUUCGUAAAUUUGGUGUGCCUGAGGAAGAGAUUAAAAAGUUGUCCCGCUGGGAAGUUAUUGAUGUGGUACGCACAAUGUCAACAGAGCAGGCUCGCUCUGGAGAGGGGCCCAUGAGUAAAUUUGCCCGUGGAUCAAGGUUUUCAGUGGCUGAGCAUCAAGAACGUUACAAAGAGGAAUGUCAGCGCAUCUUUGACCUACAGAACAAGGUUUUGUCAUCAACAGAGGUCUUAUCAACUGACACAGAUAGCAGCUCAGCUGAAGACAGUGACUUUGAAGAAAUGGGAAAGAACAUUGAGAAUAUGCUGCAGAAUAAGAAAACAAGCUCUCAGCUGUCUCGGGAACGGGAGGAGCAGGAACGGAAGGAACUCCAGCGGAUGCUACUGGCAGCGGGCUCAGCAGCAGGAGGAAACAAUCACAGAGAUGAUGACACAGCUUCGGUGACUAGCCUUAACUCUUCUGCCACUGGCCGCUGUCUCAAGAUUUAUCGAACAUUCCGAGAUGAGGAGGGGAAGGAGUAUGUUCGUUGUGAGACAGUCCGGAAAGCAGCUGUUAUUGAUGCUUAUGUACGCAUACGGACCACAAAAGAUGAAGAGUUCAUUCGAAAAUUUGCCCUUUUUGAUGAGCAACACCGAGAAGAGAUGAGAAAAGAACGGCGCAGGAUUCAAGAGCAAUUGAGGAGACUUAAACGGAACCAGGAAAAGGAAAAGCUGAAGGGUCCUCCCGAGAAAAAGCCCAAAAAAAUGAAGGAACGUCCUGACUUAAAACUGAAAUGUGGAGCAUGUGGUGCCAUCGGGCACAUGAGGACAAAUAAAUUCUGCCCCCUUUAUUAUCAAACAAAUGCCCCACCUUCUAACCCUGUUGCCAUGACAGAGGAACAAGAGGAAGAGCUGGAAAAGACAGUCAUUCCUAAUGAUAAUGAAGAACUUAUCAAGGUUGAAGGGACCAAGAUUGUUUUGGGCAAACAGCUAAUUGAGAGUGCGGAUGAAGUUCGAAGAAAAUCUCUGGUCCUGAAAUUCCCUAAACAACAACUUCCUCCCAAGAAAAAACGGCGGGUUGGAACCACUGUUCACUGUGACUAUUUGAAUAGACCUCAUAAAUCCAUCCACCGGCGCCGGACAGACCCGAUGGUGACACUGUCUUCUAUCUUGGAGUCUAUUAUCAAUGACAUGAGAGAUCUUCCAAAUACAUACCCUUUCCAUACUCCAGUUAAUGCAAAGGUUGUAAAGGAUUACUACAAAAUCAUCACCCGGCCAAUGGAUCUACAGACACUCCGUGAAAAUGUACGCAAACGCCUUUAUCCAUCUCGGGAAGAAUUCAGAGAACAUUUGGAACUAAUUGUGAAAAAUAGUGCAACUUAUAAUGGGCCAAAACACUCACUGACUCAGAUUUCUCAAUCCAUGUUGGAUCUCUGUGAUGAAAAACUCAAAGAGAAAGAGGAUAAGUUGGCACGUUUAGAGAAAGCUAUUAACCCCUUGCUUGACGAUGAUGAUCAAGUAGCAUUUUCUUUUAUUCUGGACAACAUUGUCACUCAGAAAAUGAUGGCAGUUCCAGAUUCUUGGCCGUUUCAUCACCCAGUUAAUAAGAAGUUUGUUCCAGAUUAUUACAAAGUGAUUGUCAGUCCAAUGGAUUUGGAGACUAUACGUAAGAAUAUCUCCAAGCACAAAUAUCAGAGUCGAGAGAGCUUUCUAGACGAUGUAAACCUGAUUCUAGCCAACAGUGUUAAGUACAAUGGGUCUGAGAGUCAGUAUACUAAGACUGCUCAGGAGAUUGUGAAUGUUUGUCACCAGACAUUAACUGAGUAUGAUGAACAUUUGACUCAACUUGAGAAAGAUAUCUGUACAGCUAAAGAAGCAGCUCUGGAGGAAGCAGAAUUAGAAAGUCUGGACCCAAUGACUCCAGGACCUUAUACACCUCAGCCUCCUGAUUUGUAUGAUAACAGCACAUCCCUCAGUGUUUCUCGAGAUGCUUCUGUAUAUCAAGAUGAGAGCAAUCUGUCUGUCUUGGAUAUUCCCAGUUCUACUUCAGAAAAGCAGCUAACACAGGAAGGUGGAGAGGGAGAUGGUGAUCUUGCGGAUGAAGAGGAAGGAACUGUACAACAGCCCCAAGCCAGUGUCCUGUAUGAGGAUUUGCUUAUGUCUGAAGGUGAAGAUGAUGAGGAAGAUGCUGGGAGUGAUGAAGAAGGAGAUAACCCUUUCUCUGCUAUUCAGCUAAGUGAAAGUGGAAGUGACUCUGAUGUGGAAUCUGGCACUCUAAGACCCAAACAGCCUCACAUGCUUCAAGAGAAUACAAGGAUGGGCAUGGAAAAUGAAGAAAGCAUGAUGUCCUAUGAGGGAGAUGGUGGGGAGGCUUCCCGUGGUUUGGAGGAUAGCAACAUCAGUUAUGGGAGCUAUGAGGAGCCUGAUCCCAAGUCAAAUACUCAGGAUACAAGCUUCAGCAGCAUCGGUGGGUAUGAGGUAUCAGAGGAGGAAGAAGAUGAGGAAGAGCAGCGCUCUGGACCCAGUGUACUAAGCCAGGUCCAACUCUCAGAAGACGAAGAGGACAGUGAGGAUUUCCACUCCAUUGCUGGAGAGACUGACUUGGACUCUGAUGAAUGAGGCUUCCUUUAAGCCUCUUCAGUCAGCCUAGGUCUAUUACCUUUCCCCCAGCUCGUUUAUGUGUGUAUAGUAGCUAAUAAGGAUAGUACUAAAUUAACACCUUAGUUUUAGUAGUAAGUAAAAUAGUAAUUAUUUCUCUAGAUCAUAUAGUAGCAAGUUCUUUUCCCUAACCAGUACCAAGAAGAGAGAGCAGACUCACGCUUCCUCAUUACACUCCUUUAAUGGCAUUUAUUGCUCUUGUAUAAACAUGCCUCCAUUUUACUUUCUAAUUGGCAGACUGGAACAGAUGAAAACCCCUCUGCUGGAUUAGAGAAUUAGGUCCUGGCUGGCUCUGUGCCACACUUAAAAUAUAAUCCUGUUAGACAAACUGGUUGUUCAUGUAUGACUUACUUAGAUAAGCAAUGCCAUGUUACAGGGAUGGAGCUAUAAGUCUCUGAGACAGUCUCUGUAUCCAAAUGAUAGGUGAACAUGUAAAUGUGCUUUCUCCCACCCUUGAAGUGCUUACUUCCUUACGGCAAAGACUAUCAUUUGUUUUGUUUUAUGCUUAGGAUAUGGUUUUAUGCAAAGUAGCUACUCAGUAGAUGUUCUUAAAGUCACAAAAUCCCAACAGAUAUGUCACUGUGUAUCUGGUUCAUGUUUAUCAGAUCUUUGGAGUGCAAAGGUUACAAAUAAGAGCUUGCCAUCAAGUUGGGGCAGUGAAACUGGAAUUCAGACAAUGUUAAUAAAUCAUAGAACUCUAAGUACAAUUAAGAAGCUAGCUGGAAAGUACAAAGAAAAAAUUAGAAGAAGUCAUAUAUGGAAAAGCAGAGAAGUCUUCCAGAGGCCACCUGAAAGCUGAUUGUUGAGAAGCUAUAGAGUACCAUCUCAAAAAGUUGAGGCAGAGUGUUAACAUGAAGGAAAAGUUCCCAGUCUAGAUAUGACAGAAUGUAUUCCUUGUUUGUACCUGCCUUGUUUCAGAAAGGAAAGGAUACUGGAGUGACUAGACAUGACACUGAAAGACAGACAGGAAGCAUAUCUUCAAGAGCUUUGCAUGAGCUAGGCAUGGUGGCACACACCUUUAAUCCCAGCACUCAGGAGGCAGAGGCAGAUGAAUUGAGUUUGAGGCCAGCCUGGUCUACAGAGUGAGUUCCAGGACAACAACCAGGGCUGUAAAACAGAGAAACCCUGUCUCAGAAAACCAAAAGAGAGAAAUAGAGAAAUAGAGAAAAAGAGAUUUGCAUUUCAUACUAGUGAGUAAAUGUUAUGUUUAAGAAAAUAAAGUUGAGGAGUGUAUUAGAUUUGUUUUAAGAAAUUUUCAGAAUGUUGAAUGAGGAUCGAAAUUGAGUCAAAUAAUAGACAUGUAUGAUACAAUUUGUGUAAGAGUCAAAAAUUGAGUAUAUAUGAUAUGUUUGUAUAUACUUCUAUGUGCAAAGGAAAAGAUAUGAAAGAAUAUACAUUAAAGGGUUAGUGAUAACCUCUGAGGGAUGAGAAUGAAGAGGAGGUGGUUUAUUUGGUUUAUAUACAGUAGAUAAGUGUUAUGCUGUUAUUUCUGUAUCUCAAUUUUAUAAUGUGUUUUAUUUUUUGUAAUAAAACAUUAAUUUAAUAGCAA
Molecule: messenger RNA, 4979 nt
Organism: Grammomys surdaster
Lineage: Eukaryota; Metazoa; Chordata; Mammalia; Rodentia; Muridae
Gene: Taf1
Product: TATA-box binding protein associated factor 1
Exons: 24
Coding region: 47-3391 (1114 amino acids)
Biological process (GO): transcription by RNA polymerase II; RNA polymerase II preinitiation complex assembly
Cellular component (GO): transcription factor TFIID complex
Molecular function (GO): RNA polymerase II general transcription initiation factor binding; histone acetyltransferase activity; TBP-class protein binding
Source: RefSeq, a predicted model, not a curated record